Messenger RNA from Paramecium primaurelia, 6924 nucleotides. NCBI's taxonomy places the organism in Eukaryota, Ciliophora, Oligohymenophorea, Peniculida, Parameciidae. The record is from the annotation of a GenBank genome assembly.
AUGAAAACAAAAAUUGAGAAUGCUAGAGAAAAAAAAGAAAAUUUAGAAUAAGAAGAAUAAAGACUUAUCACUUUAGGUGAAAAGUUUUGCUCUGAAUAUGAUUUAAAAUCAAUAAACUUUAUAACUUAGUUCAUACCAUAAUUUUUAGAAUAUUAUGUUAAAUCUUAAAGAAGAGAUAAAUAUGUCAACCCAUUACCAUUAAUAUCCAUAAGCAAAAGCCCAUUUAGAAAUAUAUUAACUAAGUUCGAUAUGAAUCUAUUAUUUCCAGAUAGAAUAUGGGAAUUUUAAAUGACAGGUAUAUAUCAAUAAUUAUCUCUAAGCAAACUUCUUAGAACAACUCACAAAAUGUUAUUAGGAUUCCAAAUCUUUAUCUUAAAUUCUUUUUCAAAUUAAAUCGGUAUUAUAAGGUGAUUUUGAAAAAUAACCUUAGGAAACUUCAAGUUAUUCUUUAUAACAUCUAUAUAAAAGUAGAAAGACACAAUAAUAGAGGAAUAAUAUACCCUAUACAGAAAUUUAUCAAAUAUAUAAUUAAUAUAAACAAGCUGAGUCACUUAUUGUGCAAAUAGUUCCAAAAUAAUAAUUUACUUUAAACUCAUUAAAUUAACUUCAAACUUUGAAGUAUGUUGAUACUAUGGUAUUCAUUUCUUUGGGAAAUUAUUAAUAUAUUGAAAACCUUAAGGAAUAUAUAGAUCAAUAAGAAUAAGAUCCUUUUUUAUAGGAUGAACUUGCUUUAAUAUAAGAAAUCAAAAAUUAAUCAAAAUAUAAUCAAGUAAAAGUAGGUGAUAAGAUGAUGAUCAACUAAAAUUAUGUUAUUCCAAGGAUAUACAAAAUUAUAAAUUUUUAGAAAGAUUAAUUUGUAUUUAAUUUAAACUAUUAAAAAUGGAUUAAACAAUAAACUUCAAUAAAUUAUGCAAAAAGAGUAUAAGUAUAGAAUGAAUUAAAAGGGUCUUACUUUUUAUUGAAAAGAUACUUAUUUACUCCUAAUUUUUAAUAAUAUAGGAAUUUAUUAAAAAAUAUUAAGAGUGAAAGAUUCACAAUAAAUAUGGAAUAAUUUGAAGCUAUUUCAAAAGAAGGUGAUACAAUAUUAAUUGGUAGAAGUGGAACUGGUAAAACUACAAUCUCAUUAUUGAAAUUAUUUAUCACUGAUGCAAUAUUUAUGUUGAGAUAGAAUCUAGAUCUUGUUAAGGAAUCUAAUUCUAAAAUUAAUUUAUAAUAUAAUAAUUAAUUAUCAACUGGAAUAUAAUUGAAAACUUUAUUUUUAACAUCCAGUCCUUUGUUAGCUUAAUAAAUUAAAUAGAAAUAUGAAAAUCUAGUUAAAAAUGUUGAAGAGACCUUAAAACAAAAGAAUAGAGUAUAAAAGUUUUCAGAUUAGUUCAAAGAAAACUUAGAUGAAAGUACAGUUCAAAUUUUGGAUGUAUUAGAUAAAGAAGAUGAAAAUGAAAAUGAAAGUUAAUUUGAAAUAGAAGAUGAAGAUGAAAAUGAAGAAGAUAUUGAUUAAUAUGAAAAAGAGAUGGGUUAGUUUUAAACUAUUUCUGAUAUUAAAUCUUUUCCUGCAUUUCUCACAAUCAGAAAAUUAUUAUUUCUAAUUGAUUCUUAAUUAAAUAACCCUUUCUUUAAAAAUAAAGAACAGAUUCAUAGAUCAGCCUAAUGGCAUAAUGAAUAUUUUGGAGUACUUUCUUUGAAUUAAAAUAUUUCUAAUAAUAAUUUUUCAGAUCAAUUAGAUACUGAAAUUAAUGAACUAGACUAGAAAGAAAUCAUAUUUCUUAAUAAUAAUUUAAAAGAAGUUACAUUAGAAUGCUUUAAAGAUUUUUUUUGGCCUAAAAUCAUGAGGCAAUUUGGAUGGAAUGAAAAAUAAAGCUUAAAUUCAUUAGAUCCUAUGAUAGUUUGGUCAGAUAUAAUUACAAUUAUCAAAGGUAGCGAAAAAUCAUUUCAUUAUCCAAAUUAUCAUCUUAAAUUAUAGGAUUAUAAUUCAAAUUUUAAAUAUGGUUGCAAUUUAAAUUGUGAUAAGGUAUUUAAUAUAUUUUUAAUUUAUGAAAAAUUAAAAUCAAAAUAUGGUUAUUAUGAUAUACUUGAUCUGAUUAAUCAUAUUAAUUAUUAAUAAGUCUAUUGUUUUGAUAAUAUUGAAUAUAUGCAUUAUAUCAUACUUGAUGAACUUUAAGAUGUACCUAAAGCUUUAUUGAUUCUACUUAAUAGAAUGACACAAGUUUAAUUAUUUUUAGCUGGAGAUAAUGCUUAAAAUAUAGUUAAAGGAAUUGGAAUGAAAUUUAAAGAUAUUGUAAGUUGUCUUGAAAAAGAAAAAUAAUAAAAAUAAUCUAUUAAAUUAACUAAAACUACACUAAUCUAAUUAUCAUAUAACUUUAGAUCAACUAAUUAAAUAUUAUAAUUGGGUAAUACUUUAGUUAAUGCUCUUGAAAUAUUUUUCCCAAAUUAUCUUGAUUUUUUACAAAAAGAAAAAUCAAAUUAAUAAGGACCAAAACCUACUAUAAUUUAAAGUAUUUAUAAUCAAGACUUGUUAAAUUAUUUAUUUAAAAAAUAUUAAAAUAAAUAAAGUAAUGUGGAAUUUGGUUAUAAUUCUGUAAUUAUUGUAAAAGAUUAAGAAUCUAAAUUAAAAAUUCCAAUAGAAUUAUAGAAUGCAAUAAUUUUAACUAUUUAUGAAGCUAAAGGAUUAGAAUUUGAUGAUGUUAUAUUAUUUAAUUUUUUUGCUGAUUCCAAUGAAGAAUAAAAUGCAUGGAAUUUAUUUUAAUAAUUACAAAUUGUUAAAAUCAAAAAGGAUAAAAAUGAAUGGAAUUCUAAAUGUAUUAAUGUAUAUAUAAUAUUUAGGUAAUUAAAAAUCUUAUUUAAUGCACAAAAAUAUCAGUAAACAUGAAGUAGAAUUGACAAUCUUAGAAUUAAGAAAACCUAAUCCAAAUAAAAAGUAGAAUGCACAAACAUUAAAUCCAAACAAAAUUAAUCUAACACUAUAACAUGAAUUAAAAUAGUUAUAUGUAGCUAUAACACGUCCUAAAAAAAGAUUAAUAAUCUUUGAUUAAUCUUUAUAAAAUAGAUUUUAUAUAUAAAAGAUUUGGGAAGAGUUAGAUCUUGUGGAAGUAAUUCAUGAAUAGUAAAUCUAAGAUUUUAAAUUUGUAUUAUCCUUUUCAAUUGAUAAUAAGGCUAAUUGGAAAAAGUAAGGAUAUAGAAUGUUAAGAUAGAAUAAUUACGAAUAAGCUUAAAAAUGUUUUAUGCUUGCAAAUGAAAUUGAAUUAGCAAAUAAGUCUUUGGCUUAUAAUUUAGCUACUUAAGCUACUCUUAGUUCAAAUAAUUUUGGAUUAUUUAUUUAAGCAGCAGAGAUCUUUGAAAAUAUAAACCUAUUAAAAAGAGCAGCAUCUUGUUAUUUUUCUGGAUAAAAAUAUUAGAAAGCCUUUUAAUUAUAUGAAUAAUUAAGUUGUAAAAAUGAAAUGGCAGAAUCAGCAUAUUUUGCAGGAUAAUAUUAAAUUGCAGGUUAAAUAUUUUCAGAAUUAGGUGAAGUCAGAAGAUCUAUUGAAUGUUUUAAUAAAUAAAAACUUUGGAAUAUUUCAUUAGAUCAAUUAAAAUUAAACAAAGAUUAGUUUACACCUGAGGAAAAAUUAAUGUUCUUAAAUCUUAUAAUUCCAAAAUAUUUGAAAGAAAUAACUGAAGAUAUUGAAAAAGAAGAAUUAUUAAUAUAAUAAAAUGAAUAAAUUAUUAAUCCUAAUGAUGAAACUGAAAGUUUUUAAGUAGAAAAUUCACUUCUUAAUUAAAGUUAGAUGACAUAAUAAAUAAAAAAUGAUAUUGAUGUUCUUGAAGAUUCUUAAUCAUUUUAAGUUGUAAAGGAAGAUUCACUUGAUCAUUUAUCUAUUUUUGAUCCAGAUGAUGAAUGGAUAAAACCAGAUAAUAAAUCUCUAAUUAAAUCUAUUGCAUCUUCAAGUAUAGAAUCAUAAUUUUCAAAUGUUUUAUUAAUGAAUUAACCUUCAAAUUAACCUUUACUCAAAUCUAGAUUAAAUAUAUUUAUGAAAAAUAAUAUUAUGUUGAAAUUAGCUGAAAGAUUUUAAUAGUUUUAUGAUGAAUUUAAACUUUUAUUAGAAAAUUAAAAAAGUUAAUGUGCAUUACUUUCAUUUAGAAAUUAAGAUGAAAAAGAAUUAGAUCAUAUGAUUAAUUUUUUAUAUGAUUUAGAGAAUUUUGAUAUAGAAGCUGUAUACUUUGUUUUAGAUAUUUUGGAACAUUUUCAAAGUUAUAAAUUAUGUAUAUAUGUUUGCAAUUAGUUCAAAUUAUCAUCUCAUUUAGGUAGAUAUUUAGUCUCGUUAGCAUCCUAAUAUACACCAAUUGCAAAAAACAAUUUCAAAUUAGAAAAUUGGAUUAUUGGGAACAAUCUUAAAAGAAAACGUUUAUUAGAUUAAUCAAUGCUAGCUUAAAUUGUUUUCACUAAUAUUUUAGAAUCAAUUAAUCCAAUUUAUUUAAAAUUUAAAUAUGAAGAAUAACUCAACUCUUUUAAUAGUUUUGGAAUAGAAUGUUAUAAAUAAUUAAUAGGAUUAGGAUAUUGGAGAACAAUAAUUUAUUAAUUAGACUAUGAAAAUGCCUUUAAAUUAUGUCAAUCAUUUAAUAAUUAUUAAGAUUUGGUAAUACUUAUAGAAAAAGUUAAAGAUUAAAGAGAGACAAAAUAACUAACAAAUGAAGAAUAAUUUUAAUUAAUUAAAUAUAACUAUUUCAUUUAAGUAGAGUAAUAUUUCCUAACAAAUUAAUCUACUAAGAUCAAUAUUGAUUAAAUAUUUGAAAUUACCAUUUAAAGCACUACCAAUAGAAUAUUAACUAAAGAAAAUAUAAUUCAAUUAAUAAAUAACUCAAAAUUAGAUAAAGAAGAUCUCACUUAUUAAGAGAAGCUUAAAUAAAUAGAAUCAAUAAUAUUAUGUAUGUUUUGUAGUAUGGGUAUUUUAAAAUUUGAAAUAGAUUAAUAAUAUAAUUCUAUUAUUGAUUUAAUUCAAAAGCAAUAAUAUUGCAUAAAUCAAUUAGGUUUUAUUCAUAAUAAAUCUAAUAUUAUUGAAGCACUCUAAUUCUUAUUCAAAUUUUCUUUUCCUAAUGGAGAUAUUAUGAUUGAUUACUCAUAAUAUUGUAUUAUCCACAUAACAUCGAAACUAAUAAAAUAUGUUAAUGAUCAAAUGAUCUUUAUGGAUAUAGCAUAUGAAUAUAUUGCAAUACCUUUUGAAACCUUAGGUAAACUUAUUAAAUAAUACUUUUGUAAUUUUAAACCAAUGAUUACAUUAAGUUAAUCUAUAUAAAACAUUUAAGAUCAAUAAGAAAUGAAACAAAUAUUUAAAUGUUUAAAUUAAAGAUUAUAAUAUUAAUAUGAGAAUAUUUUACCACGUCUAACUUUGCCAUUAAAUGAGCAAAUAGAUUAUUUUUCAAAAGUAGCUUAUGGUAUAAGACAGAAGAACCUUGCGAAUUCAAUUGAUGAUCAUGAAUCUUCAAUUUUGCAUUUUACUAAGUCUGAUGAAAUGAGAACUGUUCAUAAAUGGUUAUUAUAAACAAAUUUCAGAUUUAAUAAAAUAGAUAAAUAAAUUAAAUAUUAUUUAAAAAAUGAAAGUAUACUUUUAUUAGAAUAAGGUUUAAAGAAUCAAUUUUAGAAACAUGGUUUUAUUAUUUUAGCAUUAAACUUAUUACACUUAUAAGAUAAUUUGCCAUUUGCAAUAUUUACAUUAUAAAAUAUAAAAGAUAAAGAAGUAUCAUAAUAUUAUUUAAAAUAUCUUGAAUUUUUAGAAUGCUAAAAUUUCAAUAUUAUUGAAGAUUCAUUUGAAUGCUUUAUAGAAUAUAGUUAAUAUUUUGAAGAUAAAAUGUAUUUAGAUGAAUGGAUCAAUCAUUUAAUAAGAAUUGGUAUAAAAAUACUUUUAGCUCAGUCAGGAAUAAAAUCAAUUAUUAUUCCUUUAAAAUAUUAAGAAAUUAUAUCUUGUUAAUAAAACUUUGAUUAGCCUCUUUUCAAAAUAACUAGACCUGAAAUUAUUUUAGAAUUUAUAGAAUAACUAUAGUAUUUUAUAGAAACAUGUAAUUCUGAGCAUUAUGAAUAUUUAUGUAAUUUGCUUCUCAUAGUCUUCAUAAUAAAUUUAUAAAAUCUCACUGAUGUAAUAAAAGAAAGACUAUUACAAAUUUUUAGUAAUAAUUCUACAUAUCAAUAUUAUCAAAAGUUACACUAAUGUCUCAUCUAAAAGUAGCCAAAUUUAUAAUAAGAAUUGAUCAAUAAAAUGGAUGUUCUAUUUAUCAAAGGAUAAUUUGAAGAAAAGUUAAUUACAAGAUAAAUUAAUUAAAAAGCUGAAAAUGUAAAUUCUUAAAUAGUAUAUUAAAAUUGUUUAAGUAAAUGGGAAAGCUAUUUUUUAGAAGCUUAGGAAAUUUAAAAAAAUGGAAUGAAUUUAUUAAAGAAAUGGAGAUGUUUUAAAAUUCAACACAAAAAAAUGAAUCUAUUCAAAAAUUAAAAGAUUCCUUUAGUUAUUAGAUUUUAUUAAUUCCAUUAAUUCUAAAUAAAGGAUAUUAAAUAUUAAUAUAAAGAUACCUAACACGAAAGUAUUAUAGUGAAAAUAUAUAAUUUUUAAGAGUAUUUUAUUAUUUAUAUUUAGGGAGCUCUUGAAAUUGAGAUAAAAAAUGUUAAGAGGAGCUGAUCUUUAAUUUAUUAAUUAGAUUUUAAAUAACUCUACAAAUUUAGUUAAAGAAAUAAAGAAUGGUCUCCUACAAGUUGAUCUUUUUGAAGAACUAAAAUUAAAGUAUUAAAAUUGGAAAGAUACUACUAAUACAUUCGAAAAAAAUGAAUAAGAACUAGUAGAAAGGAAUAGAUAAAUACUCAAAUUGAAAUGGUAGAAAUUAUAAGCAGGAGUAAAAGUACAAAAUAAGUUUGACUCAAAGUGCAUUAAAACUGUAGAAGAACAUUUAGAUGAAGAAUCUCAAGAUUGA